AUGGGUUGGAUUACCUUUAUCUACUUCACUCUGUUGGCAAGGGCAAGAUGGAAUGACAGGGAAUUAAAGUUUGCCCGAACGUUGAUUUUUACUGUGGAGGAGAUUAACAGGGAUACUAAGCUCCUUCCCGGAGUGAGUCUGGGCUAUAAGCUGUACAAUGGCUGUGGGAGUGAGAACCUGCUGCGAGCAGCUGUAGAAGCAGUAAUUGGAGAAGAUUCAAAGGGCUGCAGUGAUCAGAUCCAGGCUCUCAUAGGCCAUUCGUCCUCUGGAGUGAGUGAAGACAUAAACACCAUACUAAGCCCGCUAUCUAUUCCACAGGUUAGCCAUCUUUCAACCUGUGCUUGCUUGAGUGACAAAAGACGGUACCCCACAUUCUUCAGAACUGUGCCAAGUGACCACUUCCAAAUCCUUGGUCUGGUGCAGCUUAUGAAAUAUUUUGACUGGCGCUGGGUGGGGAUUAUACAUUCGGAGGGUUUGUACUCAGCAGAAGGUACAGCUAAAUUCCACAUGGAAGCAAAGAAAGAGGGCAUAUGUGUUGAAUACACAUUACCCUACUCUAAAACAAGUCAAUUCAAGUUGAAAGCUAUUGUAAAGACACUGAGGGAGUCAUCUUCAAAGGUGGUCCUGUUGUUUUUGUCCUUGUCUUACACCAAACAAGCAGUCCUGGCUUCUGUCAAGAGAAAGAUCAUUUUACAGGGGGCAAUGGGCUUUGCCUUCCCUCAGACAGACAUACCAGGUCUUGAUGAAUUCUUACUCAGCCUGAAACCUUCGGAUGAACCACAUAGUACUAUAAUUAAAGCUUUCUGGGAGAAGUUCUUUGACUGCAGCUUCUCUCCAUCACAUACCACUACUAUGUGCACUGGCACAGAGGAUCUCAGGACAGUCUCCAGUGACUACACAGAUGUGACACAUUUCAGGGCUGAGAAUAAUGUAUACAAAGCUGUGUACUUGGUGGCAUAUGCCCUUCAUUCACUAUUGCAAUGUAAAAAUGGCUCAAAUCCCACCACGGGAAAGCCCUGUGUGAACAAGAACGAAGUUCACCCUAAGCUAGUGUUGGACCACAUUCACUAUGUGAACUUCACGACACAGAAUGGGGCCAUGGUUGUCAUUGAUGAAAAUGGAGGCUCGGUUGCCCAGUAUGACUUAGUUAACUGGCAGAUGAAAGAAAAUGGCUCUGUUGAGAUUGUCAAAAUUGGCCAAUAUGAUUCCUCUUACCCAGAGGGAGAAAAAUUCAAACUAAAAGACAACCUCAAAAUAGUUUGGGGAGGACACAGUCAUGAGGUGCCAAGAUCUGUCUGCACAGAACCAUGCCCACUAGGAACCCGUAAGGCCAUAGAUAAGUUUAAGCUUGUGUGCUGCUUUGACUGCUUUGAGUGUCCUGAGGGAACAAUAAGUAAUCAGACAAAUUCUCCAGACUGUUUGAUCUGUCCACCUGAAUUUUGGCCAAAUGAAAAAAAAGACAAUUGUGUUCUAAAACCAACUGAAUACCUUUCCUACAAAGAAAUCAUGGGAGCACUUUUAACUGGAUUUGGCUGUGUUGGCGUAUUUUUAUCUCUUCUGACAUCAAUAAUUUUUUUUACUCAUAAAGAGACUCCUAUUGUAAAAGCCAACAACUCUGAGCUCAGCUUCCUGCUGUUGUUCUCAUUAAAGCUGUGUUUCCUGUGUUCUCUGACCUUCAUAGGCCGGCCCACUGAGUGGUCCUGCAUGCUGCGACACACAGCAUUCGGCAUCACCUUUGUCCUCUGUAUCUCUUGUGUUCUGGGGAAAACUAUCGUGGUGUUAAUGGCCUUCAGUGCCACACUUCCAGCUAGUAAUAUGAUGAAAUGGUUUGGGCCUGCAAAGCAGAGGCUCAGUGUUCUGGCUUUCACACUCAUUCAAGUUAUAAUUUGUAUUUUUUGGGUGACAAUCAACCCUCCUCUCCCAAAGAGGAACAUGAAAUACUAUAAAGAAAAGAUAAUCUUAGAGUGUGCCCUGGGUUCAGCUGUUGGGUUCUGCGCGGUAUUGGGUUACAUCGGACUUCUUGCUCUCUUGUGUUUUAUACUUGCCUUUCUUGCUAGAAAGCUGCCAGACAGCUUCAAUGAAGCCAAAUUCAUCACCUUCAGCAUGCUAAUAUUCUUUGCAGUCUGGAUCACAUUUAUCCCCGCAUAUGUCAGCUCUCCUGGGAAGUUCACUGUGGCUGUGGAAAUAUUCGCCAUUCUGGCCUCAAGUUUUGGUUUGCUGAUAUGCAUUUUUUUCCCAAAAUGUUAUAUUAUUAUCUUUAAGCCAGAACAAAACUCAAAAAAACAUUUAUUGGGCAAAAUACCACCAAGAACUCUUUAA
Molecule: messenger RNA, 2319 nt
Organism: Cyclopterus lumpus (lumpfish)
Lineage: Eukaryota; Metazoa; Chordata; Actinopteri; Perciformes; Cyclopteridae
Product: extracellular calcium-sensing receptor-like
Exons: 7
Coding region: 1-2319 (772 amino acids)
Biological process (GO): G protein-coupled receptor signaling pathway
Cellular component (GO): membrane
Molecular function (GO): G protein-coupled receptor activity
Source: RefSeq, a predicted model, not a curated record